Molecule: messenger RNA, 6896 nt
Organism: Lagenorhynchus albirostris (white-beaked dolphin)
Lineage: Eukaryota; Metazoa; Chordata; Mammalia; Artiodactyla; Delphinidae
Gene: LMTK1
Product: apoptosis associated tyrosine kinase
Exons: 12
Coding region: 2136-5849 (1237 amino acids)
Biological process (GO): peptidyl-tyrosine autophosphorylation; brain development
Molecular function (GO): protein tyrosine kinase activity; ATP binding
Source: RefSeq, a predicted model, not a curated record
UCUGCCUGAUUCAGCACUGCAAGAACCCCCCAGUUGUGUCUGGAGGCUGGUGGGUGGGGUCCCUGGCCCCAGGCCCCCUCCCUGGCAGCUCCUAGGUCAGGCCUGUGCCUACCCCCAGCUCCUCCAGGCUCACUGAGUAGGGUGUCAGGCCCAGGGGGGGCUCUGUUGGCACCAGGACCUGUGAUGGGUAGGCCUGCCCCGCCUGCGUGUGUUCUGGGCUCUGCUGGUCCUGACCACGGUGCUGCCCACCCCGAAGCCCAGCCCUCGCCAUGGGCUGGGGGCCUCCAAGGUGCUGGCCUGGGCCCAGCACCCCUUGCACCAUGACUGUCACUCCCCACCCCCCUGCAGGUGUCUCCUAGAGGAGACCUCACCUAGUUAGGCAGGAAUUUCAGGUCCCACUCUGUUGAGUGACUCAAAGGUCCACCCCAUAAAAUCUUGAAGGUGGGGUCUCUGCUAUAGGAAGCCCCCCAACCUUCCUGGGUGACCAUGGGAGUUUCUGAGCCUGUGCUGACAGUGCUGGACGCUAGGAGCUGUUGCGGAGCAAGGGGUCCCCUCAGGGGACACUGUACCCCUGGCCUGGGCCUGUCACCUGCCCCUGGCAGUGUGUGCCUGGGACCCCAAGGAAUCUUUGAGACCCAGUGUCUUCCACCGCUUAAGGGACUGUCCCUGGGGAUGCGGGGGGACAGGGAUCCAGGAGGGGGCAGAUGAUUGCAUGCUUUUUUCUAGUUUUUAGCCCUGUUCUGUCCUUUAUAGGGUGCCCUGCUUCUGGGGAGGGGAGAGAUUUGGGUGAUGCUGGGAGGGCAGCCCACGUGGAGGUCAAGGAUUAAAAACCUGGGCAGCAAGUACUACCCCUCGAAACCGUGGGGGAAGAUGGCCCAGCCUUCAGGCUCCCCAGCCUGGCUCUGUAGGUGCUGCCCCUUGGGUGCGGACCCCAGAACCGCGGGACCCGGCCUGCCACGCCUCCUGCAGCUGCCAGGAGACCUUUCCCAUUGGCUGGCAGUCAGCACGCUCCACCUCCAUCACUGCCCCACUGUCAAGACUGCUGAGCCUGCUUGGGGAGACCCCAGGCUGGACCUCAGGGGGAGGAGCCCCGGGACUCAGGGCCCCAGUGGGACCCCUUACCCCCAAUUCUGCUCAGCAUCAAGGUCAACAUUCCGUAGGGUCUCCAGUCCCUGGGAGCAGCCCCUCACCUUGGAGUCUACUGGCUGCCAGGCUCAGCCUGUCCCCUGGGCCCUCUGGGCAGUUGGCGUGGGAGCAGAAUUCGGGGAAUCCCUUGGGGCACAGGCGGGGUGUGGGUGGGCUCAGCAGCUCUGGCCCUUCCUCUGGGGCCCUCACUGACCCUUCCUGCCUGCUGACCUCACCCAGCCCAGCCUGCAGGAGAAUGGGCCCAGUGUGUUCCGUACAGGGCUGUGCCAAGCAGCCCCCAACAAAGGAGCCUUUGGCGUGCCUGGCGCUGGAAUGCCAGCCUGCGGCAGGGGUGAGGGGACGGGCCACUCCACUGCCCUCCUCCCCAUGGCCUCCGCCCCAGCCACACUGCCUGCCCAGCGUUGCCUGUGCGCUGGUCCCGGCUCCAGGCCCUGAUGUUUCCAGCCUGGCUUGUCCCUGUAGCUUGGGGCACAGCCUUCCCAGACCCACUCAGAAAGAUGCAUGGAUGCGGCUUGCAGAUCCACAGCUCCCCUGGGCAGCAGGUGCCCUGCUCCUGAUGGCCGCCCCCAUCAGGAGGGAGCAGGGGGCUCUGGGUGGCUCCCCAGAACAGGCCAUGCAGGCAGCCCCUCUAGGGGCCAGGCGAGAGAAGAUGGGGCAAUGAUGGAGGCUGAGCUGGCCUCUCUGAGCCCCCUGCCCUGUUACAGUGCAGCUGCUCAAGUCCACAGAUCUGGGCCGGCACAGCCUCCUGUACCUGGAGGAGAUUGGCCACGGCUGGUUUGGGAAGACCCCCAGAGCUCUGAGAACAGCCGGGGACCUUAGGGGAGGCAGACACAAAAGACGGAGUAUUACAGCCACGAGGGCUCGCUCUCCCAGGAGCGGUCCAGAACCCAUUUUGCAGAUGAGUAUUCCUUGGGGAGGUGAACUCGGGCAUCAGUAGCACCCAGGUGGUGGUGAAGGAGCUGAAGGUGAGCGCCAGCGUGCAGGAGCAGAUGCAGUUCCUGGAGGAGGCGCAGCCCUACAGGGCCUUGCAGCACAGCAACCUGCUCCAGUGCCUGGCCCAGUGCGCCGAGGUGACGCCCUACCUGCUGGUGAUGGAGUUCUGCCCGAUGGGGGACCUCAAGGGCUACCUGCGGAGCUGUCGGGUGGCAGAGUCCAUGGCGCCCGACCCUCUGACCCUGCAGCGCAUGGCCUGUGAGGUGGCCUGUGGCGUCCUGCACCUGCAUCGCAACAACUACGUGCACAGUGACCUGGCUCUGAGGAACUGCCUGCUCACAGCCGACCUGACGGUGAAGAUCGGCGACUAUGGCCUGUCUCACGGCAAAUACAGGGAGGACUACUUUGUGACGGCUGACCAGCUGUGGGUGCCACUGCGCUGGAUCGCGCCUGAGCUGGUGGACGAGGUGCACUGCAACCUGCUGGUGGUGGACCAGACCAAGGCCAGCAACGUGUGGUCCCUGGGCGUGACCAUCUGGGAGCUCUUCGAGCUGGGAGCGCAGCCCUAUCCGCACCACUCCGACCGGCAGGUGCUGGCCUAUGCGGUCCGGGAGCAGCAGCUCAAGCUGCCCAAGCCCCAGCUGCAGCUGACCCUCUCUGACCGCUGGUAUGAGGUGAUGCAGUUCUGCUGGCUUCAGCCUGAGCAGCGGCCGACGGCCGAGGAGGUGCACCUGCUGCUGUCCUACCUGUGUGCCAAGGGUGCCACCGAGGCAGAGGAGGAGUUUGAGCGGCGCUGGCGCUCACUGCGGCCUGUGGGGGGCAGCGUGGGCCCCGGGCUGGGGGCGGCAGGCAUGGCACUGGGGGGCAUGGGCGAGCUUGCGGCCACCUCAUCCUUCCCACUGCUGGAGCAGUUUGCUGGCGACAGCUUCCACACGGAUGGUGAUGACGUGCUGACGGUGACUGAGACGAGCCGUGGCCUCAACUUCGAGUACAAGUGGGAAGCCGGCCGCGGCUCCGAUGCCUUCCCGCCACCUGAGGGCGCACUGAGCCCGGGCCGAGACGCGCGUCUGCAGGAGCUCUGCGUCCCUGACGGUGCUCCCCCAGGCGUGGUGCCGGUGCUCAGCGCUCACAGCCCCUCGGUGGGCAGCGAGUACUUCAUCCGCCUGGAAGACCCCGCGCCUGCCGCAGGCCACGACCCCGACUGUGCCGGCUGUGCCCCCAGCACCCUCGCUGCCACCCUGCGCCCCGACGGCAGUGACCAUGAUGACGACUCUGACGGCAGCACGGCCGCCUCGCUGGUCAUGGAGCCACUGCUGGGCCACGCGCCGCCCGCUGAUGGCCCCUGGGGCCACUGCGACUACCACCUAUGCAGGAGCCAUGCCCGUGACCUGCCUUGCACCUCACGCUCACCCCCCCCGGAGACCCCGAUGCUGGCGGAGCCCAGAGCAGAGGAUAUUGACUGGGGCGUGGGGGCAUUCUGCCCGCCCUUCUUUGAGGACCCGCUGGGCACAUCCCCCUCCGCGAGCUCCAGGGCCCAACCAUCCCCAGGUGGGGAAGAGCUGGGAGAGGCUGGGAUGCCCAGGACUGCCCAGCACAGACACUGGAGCUCCAAUGUAUCUGCAAACAACAACAGCAGCAACCGAGCACCAGAAUUCUGGGUCCCGGGCUUCUCAGGUUUCACGGACUGCUGCCCUGGUGUGAAGCAGGCCCUACAGACCGUCCCUGAGCUGGGCCAUCCUCUGAUCCCAGAGGACCUCAGAGAGCCUCUCCUUGGGCCAAAGGGGGCCUCCUCUGGUAAGGAGAUGGGCCGCUGCCUUGGCCUCCCCCAUCUGUAUCCUGCUGAGGGCCUGACACCUGCCCCGUGCCUGGUCACAUCCCCGUGGACAGAGGCAGCCAGAAGUGGUGGUGACAGCCCCCAGGCAGAGCCCAGGCUUGCAGAGGAGGCCGAGGGCUCUGCUGGACUCCAGCUGCCCCUUCCCUCCAUCCCAUCCCCAUCCCAAGAGGGAGCCCUGCUUCCUGCCGAGGAGGCCAGCACCCCGCCCACCCUGCCUGCUUCACCCACGCCCACUGGCAGCCCACAGCCUGCCACUGAGCCAGUCCAGGCCCUGGACAGCGACAGUGGCAGCAGCUCCCCUGAGCUGGAGGCACCAGGCAGUGAAGACGAAGACACGACUGAGGCCACUUCUGGUGUCUUCACUGACUUGUCCAGCGACGGCCCGCAGGCUGAGAAACCAGAUGUGACACCAGCCUUCCGCUCCCUACAGAAGCAGGUGGGGACCCCCGACUCCUUGGACUCCCUGGACAUCCCAUCCUCAGCCAGUGAUGGCGGCUCUGAGGUCUUCAGCCCAUUAGCUGUUGGCCCCCCUGGCGGGCAGCCCCGAGCCCUGGACAGCGGCUAUGACACAGAGAACUAUGAGUCCCCUGAGUUUGUACUCAAGGAGGCCCAUGAGCCCUGUGAGCCUGAGGCCUUGGAGGAGCUGGCCUCAGAGGGUGAGAGCCCCGGGCCAGAGACUCGUCUCUCCGCCUCCCUGGGUGGCCUCAGCGAGAAGAAUCCUUACCGCGACUCUGCCUACUUCUCAGACCUGGACACGGAGCCAGAGCCCCCCUUGGGCCCCAAGGAGAAGCAAGGAGGUGUCCCAGUCCCCGGGCCAGAGCCCGAUCUGGAGAGCCUGAAGAGCCCCAGGCUGCCGUCUGCACUGCCCUCCCCUGAGUUGGGGAUGCUUGGGGAGGCACAGGGCUCUGGCCCCAGGGAGGUGCCGCCACUGCCACUGCUUGAGGACUCUUCCCCAGAGCCAAGCGCCUGCCCCAGGGGCCCCAGGCUGGAGCCUCCCUGGCCCCAAGACCCAGCCCAGGUGCCACCCAUGCCCAGCCCCGGGCACUCUAAGAUUUUCCUGCUGACUCCGGUCCGGCCCAGCUCAGAAGGCCACCGCCCCGAGCUCCAGGAGACCCUGGGACUGCUGUCAGGGUCGGGCCUGCAGGAACGGACAGGGGGUCCAGGUGCCCCCAGAACCCCACUCUGCCUGGCCCUGCCGGCAGUCCCCGCGGCUCCAGAGGGGCGGCCGGAGGAGGAAGAGGACGACAGCGAAGACAGUGACGAGUCGGACGAGGAGCUCCGCUGCUACAGCAUCCAGGAGCCGAGCGAGGAGAGCGAGGAGGAGGCGCCGCCUGUGCCAGUGGUGGUGGCGGAGAGCCAGAGUGCGCGCAACCUGCGCAGCCUGCUUAAGAUGCCCAGCCUCCUGUCUGAGGCCUUCUGCGAGGACCUGGAGCGCAAGAAGAAAGCCGUGUCCUUCUUCGACGACGUCACCGUCUACCUCUUCGACCAGGAAAGCCCCACCCGGGAGCUCGGGGAGCCCUUCCCUGGCGCCAAGGAGUCGUCCCCCACGUUCCCGGUGGGCAGCCCGGGCUCCCCCAGCACCCCCGGCCGGCCUCGGCGGGCUGACCGCUCCCCCGACGGCCCCGCGGCCGAAGAGGGCGGAGGGUUCGAGUGGGACGAUGGCCUCCCGCCGACGCCGGCCCAGGAGCCUGCCCCGUGCGUCCCCGCUGCGCCCGCCAAGCCCAGCCCCUUCUCUCGCUUCACUGUCUCACCAGCGCCUGCGUCCCGCUUCUCCAUCACACACGUCACCGACUCGGACUCCGGGUCCGUGGGAGGCACCAGGCUGGACACUGAGUGCCCCCCACCCUGCUCUCUGACCUGCAGCAGCCUCUCCUGCCAGAACCUUCCCAGCCCCUGCUGGUCUGCCUCAUCCACCAGCCCCCCAUCUCAGAUCUAAUGGCUUGUCCAGAGAUGGUGGUGGUGGCUCAGGUGCCCACGUGGGGCCCUACUCAGGGGCCUUAGCUCACUCCUCCCUCCAAGCUCUACUCCUGUCAACCUCAGACCAGGUGGGCUCAUACCUGCCCAGUUGCCACCACCCCAUUCUACUAGGCUUCCCUGAAAGCUCACCUCCACUAAGAUGCCCCUACUUAUCUUGUUCCCCUGGCAGACCCAGCCCCUCCCUUGCGGCCCUUGGCAUGUGGCUGCAGCCUCUAGGGAAGGAUGUGCUGGUCUGUUUGUGUCACACAGUGUGCCCUUAAUGGAUAUCUGAACAAGCAAGCAGGUCACCAGGAGGCGAGUGUGUGACCCUGGCCAGCCCAGUCCUGCUCGGGUCUCAGUUUUCCCACCUGUAAAAAGAGGACUCAGAGGGCUGACGUUGAGCUUUGUUGGGCCCGAUCCCUGGUGAUGUGGCGGGAAGGAUAAUCGUCUGGCUCCUACCUAGAUAGGCAGGCAGGCAGGCCUGCUGCAGCCCCAGCUGCUCAGUGGCCCGUAAGCCAGGGAUUGAGGCCAGGUGAAAGCCCUGGGCGAGGGGACUCUGGCUGUCCUUGGAGGGGAGGGUGCUCUCAGGAGUCCCUGUGGCCCCAGUGUCUCCCUAAACAUGUUUGCCAGGUCCUACAGCAGGUGCUGGGGGCAGCUGUAAAGAGGCCUGAGCCCCAGGCAGCCCCUGCUUGGAUCCCCUGCCGGUUCUCUCCCCGGCAGCAGCGAGGAUGGUGACCAAGAGUGGUGGGGACUUUCAUCUUGGCAGUGGUCAGCAGCAGCUUCCAAGCGCUUCGGUGCCCCAUGCAGCACCCUGGAGGAGCAGGGCAGGCGCUGGACAUAAGAGCAUCUGUGCACACCAGCCCUGUGCUGCCCUGGGGGCAGGAUUUGUCCUGGACACUUGGGUUUGCUGCUAGGCCCUAGGGAUGCCCUACAGCCGCCCCUCACCCUGAAGCUGCCCCCUCCCCCCCGGCCCCCUGCUGUCAAGACUGCUUGGCCUCUGAGGCCAGGGGCCCUCGCACGCCCUGCC